CCGACCAUGUUUUACAAUGAAGCUGAUGCCAUGCCAUAGUCCUCCGGCGCGGUGUUGUUCUUCAUACGGAUAAUUGCAAAUCGAUCUUCUUCAUGGUCGGGCAAUUGCACGUCUAUUCGUUAUGGAUUGGGGAAUCGGGACCAUCUCCCAGUGUUAUGCUUUCACUGUCAUUCAGCAGGUUCGAGAAGUGUUCCCUCCAUAAUUUCGGUCUGCUCUGGGCAUCAGUCACUAGAUCAUCUCUGGGGAUUCUACAAGAGUAUGCUCCACUCUUGAAACCUUCUGUUAGUUGCCGCAUUUUUUUCUAAGAAUUUUCGAAUAUUACUCCUAUCGGCCAGCUUGUCAAGCUCUUCGUACUUACGCAAAUCCAAACUUCUACAUUAUAAAGAAAUAUGUAGUAUAUUCAAAUGAAUUGAAUACGAGUAAAGACACCUACAUAGUUCUAAUUCGUCAACACCUUUUUCAACACUACAAAAAAAAAAUUAUUUGAAACCCCAUAAACGUUACUCGUAUACAAACAUUGCCUUCAAAAACGUUUGAAGAACAGAUUCCACACAAACAAAAUAAUAUUCAUAAACAUUUCAUACAAAAUUUUGGAAUAAUUUUCAAAAUUUUCCGUUAAAAAUUAAAGAAAUAACAAUAGAAUAAUAGCGAAAUGAUAAAGAAAAUCAACUGUUGGGAGGGUAAGCAGUAUCAGCUGGUGACUAGUGAUAACUACGAUGCCUACAUGAAAGAGCUUGGCAUGGGCUUGGUUCAACGCAAAUUAGGCAACACCAAAAAGCCGAUCGUUAUGCUACAUAAGGUUGAAAGCACCCAUAAUUUAAUCACAGUGAUCGAUGAGAAACCAACUGUACUCACCUUCAAGUUGGGCAAAGAGUUCGAUGAAGAAACUUAUGAUCUGCGCAAUGUGAAGACCACAUUCAAUUUGUAUGACAACACUUUGGUGCAGGAACAAAAGGGUGUUGUGUGCACGAAGAUCACACGCGAAUUUCAUCUAAAUAGAAUGGUGGAGCAAUCUGUGAUCAACAAUGUGGCCGGAAGUAGAGUAUUUCAUGUGCUUGGGGAAGACGAAAGCAAGGACUUGACCGAAUUGUUGGAGAAACUUGAAAAUGAGCAGCAAGAAAAGAAGGAAGAGAAUAAGGAGGCCAAGCAAAAGAGUGAAGCCAAAAGAGAAGUCGAAAGAGUAGUUAACCAAUUGGUGGAAUAAUAGGCUGCCACAAAACGAACAGCGGUUUUGUUUCUAUUACCUCAUCAAUUUAGCUGAAACCAUCCCAAACGCCAAGUACAAUGGCCGAUUACUUCGAGGAUAUGGGACAUGAACCCACUGGAGCCGAGGGUCCUAAUGAUUUUG
Messenger RNA from Bactrocera dorsalis (oriental fruit fly), 1348 nucleotides. RefSeq names its product probable fatty acid-binding protein. Gene Ontology annotation, biological process: fatty acid transport. The transcript is spliced from 3 exons. NCBI's taxonomy places the organism in Eukaryota, Metazoa, Arthropoda, Insecta, Diptera, Tephritidae. Bases 653 to 1204 code for a protein of 183 amino acids. The record is from RefSeq and is a predicted model, not a curated record. Gene Ontology annotation, molecular function: fatty acid binding. Gene Ontology annotation, cellular component: nucleus; cytosol.